Molecule: messenger RNA, 1203 nt
Organism: Phoenix dactylifera (date palm)
Lineage: Eukaryota; Viridiplantae; Streptophyta; Magnoliopsida; Arecales; Arecaceae
Source: RefSeq, a predicted model, not a curated record
ACUAUAAAUGCCCACUCAGGACUUGGCAAUCCUGUUCACUCAUGAUCACAGAAGGAGAGAGAGAUAUGGGAAGGAGGCCAUGCUGUUCAAAGGAGGGGCUCAACAGAGGAGCAUGGACAGCUCUUGAAGACAAGAUCCUGGUGUCCUACAUCAAAACCCAUGGGGAAGGCAAAUGGAGGAGCCUCCCAAAGAGAGCUGGUGAAUUUUGACAGACACCUUCUCUUGGGAUUAGUGCAGAGUCUGAAGAGAUGUGGGAAGAGCUGCCGCCUCCGAUGGCUCAACUACCUGCGUCCUGAUAUCAAGAGGGGCAACAUAUCGGAGGAUGAGGAGGAGCUCAUCAUCAGACUCCACAAGCUCCUUGGAAACAGAUGGUCUCUGAUUGCAGGAAGACUGCCGGGACGAACAGACAACGAAAUCAAGAACUACUGGAACACAACCUUGGGGAAGAGGGUGCAUGGCCAACCAAGUCUAGAUUCGAAGCCAAGAUCUACGGCCAAAUCCAAAGGCGAAAAUCUGACGACUGGGCCGCCGGUAGCCCGCCUACCGCCUCCGACGGACCCACCCGUGAUCCGAACCAAGGCUAUGAGGUGCACUCGGACCUUCUGCGCUCCGGACCAACUCACAUCCUCACCCCCAAACACCGACCAGCAUCUAGAUUUGGUGCAGAGAGAGAUGAGCACUCUUUUGGUAGUACCCCAACACGAGUCUCUCGAUGAUCCUGGGAUGGGCUCCAUAGAUUCUGAUAAGGCUCGUCCUUUGGAUUUGGAUUUGUUGCAGGAUAUAGGCGAAGGGAUUCAAGUUGGGGACAAUGGAACGAGUGAAGAAGACAGCAGCACUUGCUUAGGCAUGUGUUUAAAUGAUUCAGUGCCGUUCGAUGGGACGAUGCCUGAAAUUUGGCUGGCAAAUGAAUGCUAUCAGCCUGAUGUCACACUGGAUCUCCAAUCCUUGUCUUCUCUACUAGAUUCAGAAGAUUUCUGGUUUUAGAGGAUAUCAAGAUGAUGAGGCUUGAGACAUCUAUAACACCAUUGUAAAAUAAAUGGAGAGAGAGAGAGAGAGAGAGAGAGAGUGUGUGAGAGUGAGGGAGAGAGACUGAUUGCAUGAUCUUUAUGUUUGCUCGAAUAAAUAAAUAAGCAGCCAAAAGGUUGUUUGGCUGAUGUAUCUCACUUAUGAAUGGAGCAAUAUUAUUAAACCUUAAGUUGACAU